CAGAAUUACAGGGAAAAGCUGGAGGCUCGGGCUAGACUUGUUGAUCUCCGUUCCCAGGCAGCAGAAGGAAGUACCGGAGCUUUCCUUCGUGUCGGCACGGAGAGAGGCUGGGGGGGCGGGGGCAGAUGCGGCUUCGGCGUUGGUUGUAGGCAGGAGUGAGGAGCCGCAGCCGAGGGAAGGCCUUGGAAAGCUUCCUGCCAAGGGAUCCGAUUUACCUCGUUUCCCUUCCCCUCCCCCCGGGCUCCGCGGACAGUCGGGAGCGCGGCCGCCAUCCCUCCGCCUUGAGGCUGCCCGCGGGGGGAUGCGAGCGGGGCCGCCCCUGCUGCCCGCCCCGCUGCAGGAUGUAGCUGCUCUCGGCCCCGCAGAGCCCCGCACCGCCUCGCCGGGAGCGCGCAGGAGGAGCUCCGGGGCAUGGAGGGGAAGGAGAGGUGAGGAGAGCUGCCCCACGCCGCACCUUGGAGCCACCAGCCUGAGGGGGACCAGCGAUGCCUCUGGGGAUGAAUAAGCAUGGAUCUCGCUCUACUACCUCUUUGCCUCCAGACCCCACGGAGAUCGUCAGGAGCAAGGCCUGCUCCCGAAGGGUCAAGCUCAAUGUGGGGGGGCUGGCCCAUGAAGUUCUCUGGCGGACCUUGGACAGGUUGCCGCGGACCAGGCUGGGUAAGCUCAGAGACUGCAACACGCACGACUCCCUCAUGGAGAUCUGUGAUGACUACAACCUGGAGGAGAACGAGUACUUCUUUGACAGGCAUCCCGGGGCAUUCACCUCAAUCUUGAACUUCUACCGUACUGGCAAGCUGCACAUGAUGGAGGAGAUGUGCGCCUUGUCCUUCAGCCAGGAGCUGGACUACUGGGGGGUGGAUGAGAUCUACCUGGAGUCCUGCUGCCAGGCCCGCUACCACCAGAAGAAGGAGCAGAUGAACGAGGAGCUGAAGAGAGAAGCUGAGACACUGAGGGAAAGGGAAGGGGAGGAAUUUGAUAACACUUGCUGUGCUGACAAAAGGAAAAAGCUCUGGGACCUCCUGGAGAAGCCGAACUCCUCUGUAGCGGCCAAGAUUUUGGCAAUCAUUUCCAUCAUGUUUAUUGUACUAUCUACAAUUGCCUUGUCCCUUAACACACUUCCUGAGCUACAAGGCGUGGAUGAAUUUGGGCAGACCACAGAUAAUCCCCAACUUGCCCACGUAGAAGCAGUGUGCAUUGCAUGGUUUACAAUGGAAUACCUCUUGCGGUUCCUAUCCUCGCCUAAGAAAUGGAAGUUUUUCAAAGGCCCGCUGAAUGCUAUUGAUUUGCUAGCUAUUUUACCAUACUACGUCACUAUCUUCCUCACAGAAUCCAAUAAAAGUGUACUUCAGUUCCAAAAUGUACGACGAGUGGUCCAGAUAUUUCGGAUUAUGAGGAUACUGCGGAUUUUAAAGCUUGCCCGUCACUCAACGGGUUUACAGUCCUUGGGGUUUACACUGAGGAGGAGUUACAAUGAGCUUGGAUUACUCAUCUUGUUUUUGGCCAUGGGCAUUAUGAUCUUUUCCAGUUUAGUGUUUUUCGCAGAAAAGGAUGAGGAUGAUACAAAAUUCAAGAGCAUCCCAGCUUCUUUCUGGUGGGCAACAAUUACCAUGACAACAGUAGGCUACGGAGACAUCUACCCCAAAACACUUUUAGGUAAAAUAGUAGGAGGACUGUGCUGCAUUGCUGGUGUGCUGGUGAUUGCUCUUCCCAUCCCGAUUAUUGUCAAUAACUUCUCUGAGUUCUACAAGGAGCAGAAGCGGCAGGAGAAAGCCAUUAAGCGCAGGGAAGCUCUUGAAAGAGCAAAAAGGAACGGCAGCAUUGUUUCCAUGAACAUGAAGGAUGCAUUUGCCCGUAGUAUAGAACUCAUGGACAUUGUGGUUGAAAAGAACGGAGAAAGCAUAGCCAAAAAGGAUAAAGUUCAGGACAAUCAUUUAUCUCCCAGCAAAUGGAAAUGGACCAAAAGAACACUCUCUGAAACUAGCUCUAGUAAAUCUUUUGAAACGAAGGAACAAGGAUCUCCAGAAAAAACCAGGUCGUCUUCAAGUCCCCAGCACCUGAAUGUCCAACAGCUGGAGGACAUGUACAACAAAAUGGCAAAGACUCAGUCCCAGCCAAAUCUUAAUACUAAAGAGUUGAGUCAACCUGGAAAGCAAAAGGAAGAGUUAGAAAUGGAAACCCUUCCUGGCCCUAUGGUGCCCUUGCUGACAACUCGCACUGAUGGGAUCAUCGACAUGAGGAGCAUGUCCAGCAUCGACAGCUUCAUAAGUUGCGCGGCAGAGUUCCCUGACUCCGGGAGGUUUUCCCACAGCCCGCUCGCUACCCUUCCCUGCAAAGGUGGCAUCAACGUGAUUCAGGAGCAGAGCCGGCCAGAGGGGAGCGGUGGCAGAUUUGUGGAAAUGAAACCGAGCUCUGAAGGCAGCCACCGUUCUGCUUUUUUCAUAGAAAGUCCCAAAAGCUCUAUAAAGGCCAGUAACCCUUUAAAACUAAGAUCUCUGAAAGUCAACUUCAUGGAAGAAGACACCAGCACAUUAGUACCAGCAUCAAAUGUACUGAGAAUAUAUCCAGACCCUCUCAAGAGCAGGGGAGCUGCUGCUGCUGCAGCCACAGAUACUUCCUUACUCUCUGACAGAUCCCUCAUGAGCCCAGAAGCCUCGAUCUACACAACUGCAAGUGCGAGAACGCCCCCAAAGUCACCAGAGACACAGACAGCCAUAGCUUUCAACUUCCACGAUGCCGGUAUACACAAAUAUAUAGAUGCUGACACUGAUGAUGAAGGUCAGCUGCUUUACGAUUCAAGUCCUCCCGGAAAUGUGAGUCCCAAGUACAAUGUUACAAACAGUGGCUAUCUAAAGCAAAAGGAUAAUGUUUAUAGAACAGAGAAGAACCAUCUAGAAGCUGCUGCUUUACCCACCUCCCCUAAGCUGAUAGGGCAAAACUGCAUUUACUCUAUGGAAGGUAUCGCUGGAAGAAUCCAGGGCAAUCAGGAGACUGUCAGACUAGAAAAUCACAUUUCCCCAGAAGUCCAUGUAUUACCAGGCAGCGGAGGACAUGCUAACACACAUGAUCAAAGCAUCUGAGAUGGGUUGCAAAAGAACUUACGGAAAGUUUAAAGGAAUGUAUUUACAGUCAACACACAAAAAAAAAGAGCUUCUGCAUGGCAUGAACUUGGCUGAAACAAGCCACCUGUUUCUAAAAGUCUGGGGGAGGUCCAGUGUGGGUUUGUGAAAAUGUCCUUCUCUGAAACAACUCUAAAGACGUUGCCCACAUCAGUCAAAAAACAAGGAUUGCGAAUCAUGAUCACACAUUGAUCUCCUUUCAUGUUGUCCAGUGAAGCCAAUGUGACCAAAUAUCCAUCCAUUCCCCUUGAACGCUAGAGCUCCUUUUGGAAAUGUUAAUAUUGAUUCGCAUUAGUUCCAUAAAGGAUGCCAAGGCAGCCAGAUUUGAACUCUGGAAUAAAUUGCUGGGGUUGGCAUAAAGCUAUCAAAACCACAGUACUCACUGCUUCAGGGCAGCUGUUCCCCAUCUACAGCUUUCUCUGAUGGAUAUUGUGUCUAAAGGUAACAGGGAACACUUGCAUUAUUGGAAAAUCCGAGCAAAAACCAUUUAAAGCAAAUAGCGGUCUAGAGAAACCAAUUAUUAAAAUGCUCUGUGUAUGUUUAACAAUACGAUAUCCUGUAGGACCUGACAUUUUCUUUUGAAAUAUCAGCAGGGUGAGUUGCACCACUUGUAUCUAAUUCCAAACAUCCCCUAGCACAUAGUGAAACUUGCACUUACCCUCUGCUAAAAACCGACACGUGCCCCGGGGCCAGCGCGUGGCCCUCGGGGGCCCACAGCCCACGCUGGGAAGGUGUGGAGGAGCCAUGCAGAAGCAGGAGUCUCCGGGAGCAUCGCAGCCAGACCCCCUUCCCGGUGCCGGGGCGUUCGGGCUGGAAGGAGCGCCCAGCUCCUGCCCGGCCCCGCCGCGGAGGGAGAUGCUCGCUGCCCUGCCCCGCGGGGACGGCCGAGCGCGCCGGGGCCUCCCGUCCCGCCCGCGCGCCCGCUCCAGGCGUCAGCCAAAGCCUUGCCCUUGGCGUAGGAGAGGAACCGGUCGGUCUGAAGCUUUUUGUGCCCAAGCGGCGCAGUGAAAGAUAUGCAAGCGAUACAUAAAUAUGCAAAAAGAGGGAUUCGUUAGCGACCCGCCCCAGGCCUGGCUGUGCUCUCUCUCGCGAGGAGGUCGGGCAGGAGAGGCUCCUGCGAAGCUGCCGCGCGAAGCGGCUGCGAGAGACAGGAGAAUCAGGCCUGACGUUUUAAUAACAUCCAGUCAUUUUUAGACGAAACAAGUUAAAAAAAGAAAAAAUAAAAAAAAAGAUCUGACCAUUUUAAAUGAACAGAACUAGCAGCCACCAGCCUAGGUUUUUAAAAUAUUAUUGUUUCAAUAAAGUUACGUCAAAUUGUGUAGGAAAUAAUUUGUCUUUGGUUUUUAAUCUCGGGGGGGGAAAAGCACUUUACGUUGACUUUUUGUUGUUGCUGUUGCAAUGCUGGAGUAGGAUAGCAGAGUGUAACAAUCAAGCACUUUAACCAAGCACUAUUUUAAUUUGUGCCUCCUGUCGUGACCGUGAUUUGUUACAAGCCUGUAGCAAAUCACAACCUGUCCUGUGAUAACUGUGAUGGUAAUCUUUUAUGUUGUUCUCUGUUUCUACUGUAAAACUCAGUUGUAAAUAACUCUGUCAAUAAGCAUUUCAUGACCUAUUUCUGAGUACCUGCCAGGGCAUGUGACGAUCUGCAUGCAGCAGGUCCGGGGAUGUGCUGAGACACGGGACGUGGGAGCAGAGGCGCGCAGGCGGGAGGAGGACCCCAGGCCGCUCGAGUCCGCUGCGUUUUGUUCCUUCCUAUUGUAAAAAAAAAAAAAAGCCGUUGGUUAGUCCUGAAUGUCAAUGUCUGUCCGUGCAAGCUGUGCAGUACUUCUGUCUGUAAUCCGUAAUAGUGAAUGCAGUACGUACGGACAAAAGCAAUAAGCACAUAUAUGUUUUAGGAACUAUUAUGGGUUACAGUGAUAGCUUUGUUAGGUCUCUCCUUGGCACAAAACUGUACGCGUGUUGGCGUUAACCCUGCUCUGCUCAGCCGGCCCCGGCCCCGGGCGGCGGGAGGCAGCCUGAGGUACCCGCUCAGAGGUCGCCCCUGCGUCCCAGCAAGGCGAGACCCUGGGGGAGGCGUGAGUAAGACCUGAGCCACCACCUCAGAACUAGCCCGCCGGCAGCGAACGCGACCUCGAGCCGUGCAAGGGCUGACGUGGGGGUGUGCAAGAUUCACAGCCCCUGCGAGUGCAGCGGCGACUCUCCAGAGCACUCACGCAGGGCCGGUCCCUGAGGUCCCUUAGCUUUUACUCUGCCUUCGCUCAGCCGAAACCACCGUUCCUCUGAGUGGGCGCUUUGCCUGGUGAAGGACUUUAGGAUUUGGCCAUAGUAAAUACAAGUGUACUUAGAGGAACCGAUGUAUUGCUGAGAUACUAGUUAAGAUUGAGCCGUCACAAACAAGUAAAGUGACUUUCCAGCAGAUAAGCUUUAAAUACUGAUUUAUUCUGUGGCCUUCCAAGGCCAUAGAGCAGCAAUGAGAAAUUUUAAAGAGAACAGUCUUAACAUAAUCUCUAUGUUUCAGUGAUCAUUCAUGUCUGCCAUCAGCACAAAUGUAAAAAGAAGAAAAAUCAGGGAAAAGUUUUUUGAUAAAGUAAGUAAUAGCUAUUUCCAAGUUAAAUAUUUUUAGAGCUGAUGCUUUCACGUGGAAAAAAAGUCAUAUUUUACAUAUCACGAAAGUGAGCAUAUUUAAAUAUAGCCAUAUAGUGUAGUAUUUACCACACUCUCAUCCAAAUUGAUGUAUUUGGUUUAUAGAUGGCACUGACAAAAAUGUAUAGAUCAACAAUUCUAUCAUUUUUUAACUGAUAAUCAACUGGUGCAACUCUCCUUGUAACCAAAGGCCCUCUGUCUGCCUUGUGUGAUCACUCAUGACACACACCUUAUAUCAUCUAUUUAGUCCUACCUUUAAAGUAGCAUUUUAUUGAGUCACUUUUGAAAGCCAAAUUCAAAAGUAUCAUUAAAAAUCUACCUUUUAAGUCUGAAUAGCCAAAGUCCUAUAGAUUUCUUAUAGAAAGCAAAUAAUUUAAAAUUAAGCAUAUAAUAUGCUUGAAGAGCAUUUCUUUCUUAUUUGUGUAUGAAGAUGUAGCUCUCAUUUUGUGCCCAGUUAAAAAGGAAGUAUGUUUAAUUUAUUUUAAUGAAAUAAAGUCUGAAUAUGAAGUAUGUAUCUAUAUAUGUGUGUGUGUGCAUAAUACACAUAUAUAUAAUGUAAGCACUGGGAAAUCUACUCUAACAAAGCUAUGGUAGACUAAAUCUGUACUCAUUACAAAAGGAAAGGCAGUGCUUUGAAAACAUAACGCUCACCAAAUUCUAUAGACACUAGAAAGACAAUUUCAUUUUAGAGUUUGUUUGAUACACGUUUCCCAAAGCUCAUAACAGUCGGGGAAAAUAUGCAAUAUCUCCUGCAUUGAGCUAAAGCAUGCAGUUUAGUCUCCGGUAUUUGGCAUUCAGGUCUGCGAAGUUACUGUGCAUCAUGUAUCAAGCAAGCUGACAGAGUUUCACCACCUGCUGCGGAAGACAUCAUAUCUGAAAGGACUGUGUACGUGUGAUGUUUGUGCUUGCUUGCAUCUUACGCCAUCAGCAUCGUUUUUAAUACAUAUAUAUAAAUAUAUACAUAAUAUAUAUAUGCAGAAGGAAUGGGUGCAGUUUUCUUAACCAGGAGGCAAAGAUCCUUUGAGUUUUAGCCUUGGACAAAGGAAUACAGCAGUCACAUUGCAGUAGAUUUCUCAGUGCCUUUUCUUAGAAACUUCACCUAAGCACACUUACAGAAAAGAAAAAAAAAAAAAAGAAACAAAACAGUCUCCUGUGAAAUCCACAUUUUUCUGAAAGGUUCGAGAGUCAAUAAUGGCAGAAGAAGGAAAAAAAGAAAAGAGGAAAAGAAAACCUGCAGAACGCACAUUCCCUUCCUGAACAUGCCGUGUGUCAAACGCCAGGGAAUAUCUGUCAGUGCGAGUCACGCAGAAACACAUCCGCGGUGGUUGGUUUCUUUGGCAACUAUGGCUGUGAUAAACUGUAGCCUUUUCUUCCCUUGCAGCUAAUAAGAUACACCUUUCUAAGGAAACAGUAUUCUCUUCUGUAAAAUUGUAAUGUAUUGUUAAUAUUUGUACCUACUGUAUAUUUAUGUCUUGGCAGAAUUAUGACUGGUACAGUUUAUAGUAAAUAACAAGGGUAUUUAAAACUCAUCGCAAAGACAAGGUUUCUAAAGCCAAGUUCUCUCUCUGUCGGUAAGCGCCGCAUACCAUGAUCUCCAAUAGUUUUUAACGCCUCAUUUUAAAGCGAAUAAUAGAAUUACUGAAUAAAGCAGCCGAGCGAUGGAGACCCUGCGGCACGACGCCCUCCUGUGCUGCUCAGUCGGGGGCGAGACGGGCUUUCCUGGCACCUCCAGAUCAGCUCCAACUCCGUCAUGUUUGGUCAGUUGCCUCUGCUUACGGUAACCAGACUGAACAAGUGUUACGUUAGGUUGCUUUAGGAUCACCCACCUGGGGAGAAUAUGGCUUUAAAUAGGUCUUGAAUAAAGUACAGACGUUCUAGUUACCUCUGUACCUUCUGUUUGCCAUUGUGUUGGCUUUAUAAGUAUCUGAUGUAUGGAAAAGUCACGUGACUUUCAUGCAUUCCAGAGUAGUCUAUUUUUCUGUUCAGAUUUUAAAAAAAAAAAAGUUAUAUAUAUGAAAAUAUAAAUAUAUAUCUGUAUUUUUAGCAAAUUUAUAAUAGGGCAAUCAAGUCAGAUUUCUUCUUUUUGUAUUACAGAAUAAUAUAUUAGAUGCUUUCUUGGUGUUCAUUUACAUAGCUGAUCCCCUAACUUUUUUGUUGGGUUUUUUUUUUUUUCUCUUUCGUCCUGAAAAAAAAAACCACCUGCAACAGCCCUCCUGGAAGUGCGUCUGCGAAAGGUCACUGAGUUUGUCUGAUGUUGUCAUGUUUUUGUAUUUUUCCUGUUUGUGGUACUUAAAAAUAACGAGGGGCUGGCUACGGAAACUAAGAUGUUCCUCCUGAGAAACACAGAGGCGGGCCUGACGCCGUCCUUGGUUAUGGCAGCGUGACUGUCGGCAAAUGCCGCGGCUUCAGUGUUAGCCAUAGCCUGGACUUCAGUAGGGUCUGUCCAGAUUUACACUGGUUAAGCUAAGAGUAUAAAGAAGGGGCAGGAUUUUAAUCUGACAGUUCUAAUAAUUAUGAUGGAAUUGGGAUAAGCAUCAAAAUUCAGGCUCUUAUUUUAAGGUAGUGACCUGGCGAUGCUCAGGCACAGCUCCCACCUUUGGGGAAGUUUUUCCUGGGCUAAAACAGAAGGGUCAAGGCUUUCAUUUCUCACUGGGCUUUGGAAUUCCUACUUUCAGUCCCAGCCAAAAAUCACGAAAUGCGAAAAAAAUAUGGAGGGGUAAAAAAACCUGAAUGUACACGUUCAGAAAGGGACCAGAUUUGGAUUUGGUUAUGGUAAAGUCCGUCCAUGUACCUGCUUACUUAGUGCUCUUCCUUGCUCCUUUAUAGCUGUACUUUCACAUAAAUUGAAUAAAAGUCCAUGAGAUAAAUGUGCAUCCUGAAGCUAUCUCAUGAUCUGUUGAAGUUUAGCAUGACAAAUUGCUUCAGACGAGCCCCAUAGCUCCGCAUACACGUUUCCUUUUGAACCCGCCCAGUGGUCUGGCCAGUGACCAUUUUUUUUCCAAAGCUGGAGUUUUGGUCCCAUUUCCUUUUGUCUGCUUGUGUGAUUUUCUUAUAUCCCCACCACACUAGCCAGUAAACCUGAAACAGAAUUACUCUGGGAAAACACCUGUUUCAGAAUGUCCAGACACCACCCGAAUGGACAGAGUAACUAGCAGAAACAGUAUUGCACGUGCUUAUGUAUCAGCAAGAUCCAUUCACACAUGAGGCUGUUAAAACUGGUUGGGAUUUUUCUUCUUUUAAAAGCAAUUAAUGCAAUAGUGCGCCAUAUCUAUCAUCAAUGACCACAUAAAUCCUUUCAAAAGGCACCUUCCAUAUCGGUAAGUUUGUGCGUAGUCCACAAAACCAUAGAAAGCUUCUAGUCAGAGCACUCUUAAAAGCUCCCCUGCAGGUAGCCCUCCCGCACCACCACAGGAACGACCCAAAUACCAACCAGCCCUUCAAAGAAGACAUGUUUAUUUUCCAGCAUGUGUUUUGCACCCCACGCUGAUCAGAUUUAGGCUCUUGCACUGAAACUUUGUCUUGGUCAGACAAAGGAAAACUGAAUGUCUGCAUUUAGGUGUGUAUCCCCUUUGUUGCUGGUGUUACCUAAGCCACAAAUAAGUGUCCUUUGACACCAAUGGUAGGGUGCCACAAGUGUUCAUAUCUGUAAAUACUAUUCAGAAUUUUGCUUUGCUUGAUUCUGGCUUCAUCGCACAAGAAGUCUUCAGUCUAGAGGCUUAGAAGAGAAAGCUUCAUUUUUCUUUUUAACUAGAAAUAAUACUAUUGAUAGUCUGUAGGACUGAACAAGGAUUAACGUUGAUGUUUUCAAAAGGGGUCUUUUCAAGACUGUAGCGACUCUACCUUCAAAAAAUAGUCAUAAUUAGGCUGGGUUCAGUACAAAGACUCACCCAAACUAGAGCCUUGUGGAAGCCAGGGAGCCAAAUCUGCAUGAAAUGCCAAAGCCUGUGCUGCUGUAAGUAAAAGCCUGUUGAGGGCAAUGGACCUGUGCCCCAUUUAGCCCAGUGAGGAAUUUGGCCCCAUAGUGCUAAAAACUAAAGGAAAACUAAAGGCCCUGCAAGACCUCAGGGAUGGAGGUGUCUGUCCACAGCACCCGUGAGGAAACCAGUGGGGUGAGGGGAUGGGAAACAGCCGGGUCAGUGACAGCCUGGGAAAGGAGGAAUCCUUCAGGCAAGAAGAUGAUAAUCACCUCAUCCCCGCCUUGACUGAGCAUCCCUCCGUGUCAGCUCACUCUUUGUGGGCUUGAUGCUGCAAGCAGCACCCCGUACUCGCAGACGAUGGUCCCUGAAGCAGGACCACAACCUCAGCCACACGGUUCAACACACUCAGUCCUCACUGCAGGGACUUACUGAUGCAGGGAGGACGCUACCGGCAGAUGGGCCAUCAGUUACCUUGGAUCAUGUCACAGCCUCUGGUCCUAUUGAUAAUCUACAUUUAAGAUCAUUUUAGGACUCAACAGUUCUUCUCUACUCUCCAUAUUUCAUUUAGGAGCUCUGCCUAUUAUGCCUCUUCUUCCUUUUAAGUUUCACUGCCCCUAAAUACCAUUAGCCACAUGUUGGCUCAGACAACCACUGGGAUUUACUUUGUUUAUAUCGGUGCUGUUCGUUUGUUGCAAAGGUGGAAAACAUUUUUCCCCCCCAUUCCUUCUGGGUUUUUUUGGUGGUGGGUGCAGAAAAUUGCUUUUGCAUUGAAACGUUCCUCACUGGUGCGUUUGGGGAUGGGAGGGUGGGAAGAUGCAGCAUCUCCUUGUCACUUUGAACUUUGAAGCCAUGAUAUUGCAAUCAGAAAGGCCAGCCGCAGCAACCAACCAAACUCCCUUUCUAACUAGAUUAGCAUUAAAAACAUACACCCCGACUUACUGCCACAGAAUCCUGGUUUUUCAUCAGAGCAGCGAAGCAGUUCCUGAAUGGGGAGAAAACUCUUCAUGAGGGACUGCUGCAAGUGCUGUUUAGUAAUGCCUCCACGCCCAGGGAAGGAUGCGGGGUGGUCUGUCACGGUGCUGCACAUAGUGGCUGCUCAGCGUUUCACAGGGCCGGGGAAGAGCCUCAGGUCUUCCUUCUCCAAAAGCACAGGACGGCCGCUGUACCUGCAUAGCGGCCCAUGAGCCCCAGGCAAGGGCUUCCCGGUGAACCCUCCGAAGGGCAGAGGCGAGCAUCCCUAGUCAUUAAAGGAUAAGAACUCUAUGGGGCUCCCUUUAAAAGAAAAAUGCGACAUUUAGCAACAAAUAAAUACUGGAAAAACGUACGUUUCCUGUGGCUCUUCUAGUACAUGAGGAUCAAAUUGCUUUUGCAUCUGAAAACUGAAACUGACUGUGCCCCCACUUGUGAAAGAGUGGAACAUACGACAGGUUUCUCCAUUGCCUUGCACUCCAGUUAUUUUUUAACCGGUGCAAUGGAGACCCCAGUCCACUGUGUCUGUAGUGGGGGGCAAUACGUCCUGCCCCUGCCCUACAGCCCAGCAGCUCCUGCACAAUCCCUUCAUUGGGUUAGAUUGGAUCAACCCAAGGGGCAAUGCGUCAGCAGAUGUUUUCUCCCCAUUUAAGCAAUGAUUCAAUACCCUGGCAUUUUGGGGUGAUUAGAGCAACAUUAGCCAUAUACUAGUGUACUUAGAGUAUUUUUUUUUUAACUUUGCUUUAGUCAUUCUUUGUUGAAGUUUAUUGACCUCUCCAAUUGUUUCUGUAAACAAAUUAUUAAAAAAAAAAUCAGUGUCUUUAUAUGCAUGUAGUAGUAUGAAACUGUGAUCAAUGUGUGACAUUCAGAAACUGUACUGUCUUGUAAAAUAUGUCCAAAUGUCUAAGGAUUUUAAAGCAAUGGUCCCUUACUACAGACUACAGAAAUAAAUAAAAAGGUA
Phalacrocorax carbo (great cormorant) is the source of this 11606-nucleotide messenger RNA. Lineage: Eukaryota; Metazoa; Chordata; Aves; Suliformes; Phalacrocoracidae. The record is from RefSeq and is a predicted model, not a curated record.